Exophiala xenobiotica is the source of this 744-nucleotide messenger RNA. RefSeq lists its product as uncharacterized. The record is from RefSeq and is a predicted model, not a curated record. The transcript is spliced from 4 exons. The coding region runs from base 1 to 744 and encodes 247 amino acids. Gene Ontology annotation, molecular function: peroxiredoxin activity. Lineage: Eukaryota; Fungi; Ascomycota; Eurotiomycetes; Chaetothyriales; Herpotrichiellaceae.
AUGGCUUUGAUUGACAUUGACACCAUCAUCCUUUUUCGGGACAGGGAGGGCGAGCGAGACCCUCUCAAAGCGAUUUGGUAUCUAGUGGCCACUGCUGCUCUUACUGGAGCUGGGGCUGGACCGAACAUUCCCUCACUAUACCGUGCCGCUACGACCGGCCUGCCUCUUGAACUCGCCAAGUUGGUCCAGCGGAGAUUGAAAGAGGCAAUCCUCAAAUCGACAAUCUUUGUGGGAGUGCCACGCUCGGCAGGAGCAGCGUUUGCACUGUUCCGAGAUUUAAGUGACGAGGAAAUCGAUCAUUUUGGACCCCGGCUCGAGUCAUACGAUGACCCUGAGGAACAGCAAAAAAGGGUGGCCCGCGGGAAGAAGUUUUUCGAUAUUCUUUGGACUCCAACGGAAGCUGAAGGUGUUCGAGCAACUCUGAAGAAGUACCAACCCGACUUCUAUCUCUUGAAUCAGAGGCUCAUUUACGAAUACUGGGGUUCUGAAGAUCGGAUACUUAAAGACGUGGAAACGGAGCUUGUCGCUAUCGCCGCUCUUGUUGCAAUGAACUGUCCCGAACAGCUUGUUUGGCAUCUGAGGGGAGCCAUCCGUCACGGGGCCACAACAAGCCAGGCGCAAUUUGCUUACGAUCUGGGGAUCGCUGUCUCAAAAGCUGCGGGCUGCGAUCUCGGUGGUAUGCCGAAAUGGGAGAAUUUGUUUUGGGAGACACAAAAUUCCGCUGAAGAAGCGGGUUUGAACUGA